Megalops cyprinoides (Indo-Pacific tarpon) is the source of this 670-nucleotide messenger RNA. RefSeq names its product artemin. Bases 1 to 621 code for a protein of 206 amino acids. NCBI's taxonomy places the organism in Eukaryota, Metazoa, Chordata, Actinopteri, Elopiformes, Megalopidae. The transcript has 2 exons. Gene Ontology annotation, molecular function: glial cell-derived neurotrophic factor receptor binding; growth factor activity; receptor tyrosine kinase binding. The record is from RefSeq and is a predicted model, not a curated record.
AUGGCACUGUUGGUGUGGUCUCCUCAGGUGAUGCUGUGGAUGUUGUCCUCUCUGCUGGCCCUGGUGGAUGGGGCUUUUCCAGGGGAGAGCAGAAGAGCAGAGCCCAGCCCUGUGGUGGGGCGGGUCCAAGAUGAGGUGGGCUGGCACCCUACCAACAUCCCAGAAGUGGAGGAGCUUGAAGAGGGAGGCAACAUCCAAUCUUCCUGGGACGGGUCUUACGAAAAUCCAUCUAUAUCUGAGGAGGUGGAGGACCACCAGAGCCGGUGGGUGCGGUCUUCCUCCAGCUCAGGCACGCCCAAGAGCCAGCGGACAAACCGGAGGAAGUCCAAAGACUGCAGGAUCCAGAAGAAAGAGAUGCGCAUUCGAGACCUGGGGCUGGGCUUUGACUCAGAUGAAAUUGUCCUUUUCAAGUACUGUGUGGGCACUUGUGAGGACUCCCGCAAGAACUAUGACCUGGCUCUCAAGGCUCUGAUGAAAAGCGGAAACAUCUCUGGCAAGAGAGUAAGCACCCGCCCCUGCUGCCGGCCCACCCGCUAUGAAGCCGUGUCCUUCAUGGACGCCAAGACCGUCUGGCAGACCAUCGAGUUGCUCUCAGCCGCCAACUGCAGCUGCGUGGGCUGAGAGACCAGUGCUCCCCCUGCAAAAGAAAGGCAGGAUGGAAGACAAGAAG